AUGGGGUAUGGCAGUGAUCAGGUUACUGGUAUGGGGUAUGGCAGUGAUCAGGAUGCUGGUAUGGAGUAUGGCAGUGAUCAGGACGCUGGUAUGCGGUAUGGCAGUGAUCAGGACGCUGGUAUUCGGUAUGGCAGUAAUCAGGAUGCUGGUAUGCGGUAUGGCAGUGAUCAGGACGCUGGUAUUCGGUAUGGCAGUGAUCAGGAUGCUGGUAUUUGGUAUGGCAGUGAUCAGGACACUGGUAUGCAUUAUGGCAGUGAUCAGGAUGCUGGUAUGGGGUAUGGCAGUGAUCAGGACGCUGGUAUG
This is a messenger RNA of Staurois parvus, 303 nucleotides long. The record is from the annotation of a GenBank genome assembly. Lineage: Eukaryota; Metazoa; Chordata; Amphibia; Anura; Ranidae.